CGCAUUACAAGGCAAGCGCGGCUUUAACUUGACACUACAACUGCGGCACAAGUACAGAACUUGGAAAAGUGAAUAGAGGCCCGAAGGCCGAUCACACACAGUCGGGACGAAACAGAGACCCCUCGAAGCACUGGUGCCUUUCUUAUGUUCUAGCCCCGCUGCACCGCUACACUUGAACUGCACCUUUAAAGAGCGAUAGAGCCACUAAAAAAGACCAGAAGUCCCCAAUCCUGUGACAUCGUACUCAUCCCACUUUCUUUGUACACUAGAUCGACGUAGGAGUAUUUCAAGGUACUCAGGUUCAAAGUACCUUCUUAUCAUUUGCAAAAUGGCCUCUCAAGACGAAAAUGAUCAUUUGCCUGAGGAGACUCAAGGCUACAAGCUCUCGCAGCCCAAGCAGAGCUUGGCUGAAUAUCAGAAUAUGGAUGCGAACGACGAGUCUCUCCAGCGCUACAAGCAGUCUCUCGGUCUUGGCGGCGGAAAGGAUCUUUCUGAUCCCAACGAUCCCCGUGUUUGUAUCAUCAACGCGCUAACUAUGGAAUCACCCGGCCGUGCUCCCGUCACCAUUGACCUAUCCGCCCCUGGCAGCGAGCAGACCCUCAAGGACCGCCCCUUCAAGAUCAAGGAAGGCUGCAAGUUCACCAUGGCCGCCAGCUUCAAGGUCCAGCAUGAGAUCCUUAGCGGCCUGCAGUAUGUCCAGGUCGUCAAGCGCAAGGGAAUCAAGGUCAGCAAGGACUCUGAGAUGCUCGGUAGCUAUGCACCGAACACAGACAAGCAGCCGCUUUACAGUAAGCGCUUCCAAGAGGAGGAGGCUCCUUCCGGCAUGCUUGCCCGAGGUCACUACAACGCCACGUCCAGCUUUGUCGACGAUGACAAGAAGACUCACCUGCAAUUCGAGUGGAGCUUCGACAUUGCCAAGGACUGGUAGAUGACCAGACAAGUCAAGUUCGACGGACAAAAAGUUUCAUUCCAGUUUGACGGUAGCAGUCGAGGGAAUACGGAUGUAUAUCCCCCAAAAAAUUCCGGCAGGAGAAUUUGGUUUCAGUCAGUUGAUUCAGGUGGCUAGGGGAUAGGAUGCUGUGCUGUGCUUAUAGGGGGUCGAUUCUUGAGUGUAGAUAGUUCAUUGCCGGAAUUUGACCAGUGCUCCGCUGAUCAUCUUCACUGCACUUUCU
Molecule: messenger RNA, 1172 nt
Organism: Annulohypoxylon truncatum
Lineage: Eukaryota; Fungi; Ascomycota; Sordariomycetes; Xylariales; Hypoxylaceae
Product: E set domain-containing protein
Exons: 5
Coding region: 329-928 (199 amino acids)
Biological process (GO): Rho protein signal transduction
Cellular component (GO): cytosol; membrane; cytoplasm
Molecular function (GO): protein binding; Rho GDP-dissociation inhibitor activity
Source: RefSeq, a predicted model, not a curated record